Molecule: messenger RNA, 10325 nt
Organism: Tyto alba (common barn owl)
Lineage: Eukaryota; Metazoa; Chordata; Aves; Strigiformes; Tytonidae
Gene: PCDH17
Product: protocadherin 17
Exons: 6
Coding region: 2697-6386 (1229 amino acids)
Biological process (GO): homophilic cell-cell adhesion
Cellular component (GO): plasma membrane
Molecular function (GO): calcium ion binding
Source: RefSeq, a predicted model, not a curated record
UAGAGAGGGAGGAGAGGGAGGCAGAGAGCAGCUCCAACUGUUGAAUUUUUCGCUGAAUUCUCCACUUACCUGCGGGCGGCUGGCGAAAUGGAUCUGGUUUACCGGGGAUCGGCGUUCGUUUCGCGUGCUGCCUGGCUAAGACUGGCGACCGUCUGUUUGAAAGGGGCCACCCAUCAAUGAGGCAGAGAAGAAUAUUUGUUUUUUCCUUUUUUUUUAAUUUUUUUUUAUUUUUUUUUCCCCUUUCGAAAGCCUCUCCACCACAGGUUGCAGAAUUAACUGUGUACUUUGGGUCCGGACUCAAAUAAAGGAGAAAAAAACAGUGCAGAACUGAGACUCGGAACUAGAUCUGUGAGCUAUGUACUGGGAAUCUAUGUUUUUGUUGGUGUUUUUUCUUUUAAUAUGAAAGAUCUCUGACUUAUUUCACACAUAACACUGAGGAAAGGUGGUUAAAAACACUCAGCAAAGCAGGAGACAGACGCGCCUCUAUGCCAGUGAGUGGAUAACAGCCUUGUUUUCCUGAUCCUCAGUCUCCCGGAGAAAGAGGUAUAGUAAAAGUGUAGCUGGAUCCGACACCCCACCACCCCCCCCCCUUCUCUUUUUUUUCUUUUCUUUCCCUGCCUCCCCCCUUCCAAUUUUUUUUUUUUUUUUUUUCUCUCUCCUGUCUGUAGAGUGAGUCAGAAGCGUUAGGAAGAAGCUGCAACUAAUGUCUGUGAAGGGAGGAACAUGAGUCGAUAGUGAAUGUGAUUUUUUUCUGCUGGAUCUGACUCAUCCAGCAGAUUGAAACACUUGCAUUUCUGGAUGUGCCGUUCAUUUAUUUCUGGUUAUUAAAAGAACCUGAAAUAAAAUUUAGCUACCCUUCCCCAAUAUUUGCUUAUACACCGUAUCGCUGGGAAAGGUACAUCAGAGACGGAACGCAUCUGACGCUGCCGCCGCUCCACUCCCCUGUACUAAGAUGCUCAGAGAGACGGUUAAAGCUUGAAAGGGCUGCAAAAGAAUGCAACACACCAAUCGCGGAACUGCAUAGGGUUUAAUAUAAGCGAAUUAGUCGACUAGAAGAUCUCCCACUUUAUUCAUCGCCAGGAUUGUUUUUCCUCCUCUUCUCCCCUCCCCUAAAUGAAGAGGACUAGGCGGCAGUGUCAUUGGAAGGAGAUGCUGAAUAGAAAGAAAAGAGAGGCACUUGAUAGCGCAGCCCUGUGAAUACAGAGACUGUUUCCCUUUUAGCGAGAGACUGAGAGAGAGAGAGAGUGUGUGGUGGCUUUUCUUUCUUUCUUUCCUUUUCUCCCCUGCACCCCCCCCUCCCCCUUCUCUCUCUCUCUUGCUCUCUCUUUUUUUAAUCUAUGCGUCCAGCCAUGGGUUGCCUGUUGAUUUCCUCUCGGCUGGAGAGAAAAGCAAACUGGAAUUAAACUGCAUCGAGAAAAGUGCAGCUCCUCAGACACGCAUACGCACACACGCAUAGACACAGGGAAGGAAAGGAUGUGGUGGUGGCGGCGGCUACUGGCCUGUCUUAAAGAAACCCAAGUGCGCAUCUGAUUGAGCACAGCCUGUGAUUUCCCUCAAAACGUUUAUUUAUUGCUAAUGAUGACCGUCAGCCGGUGGGUUUCUUAAUUUUUUUCCCUACAAAAGGACGAGUGGGAGGCUAGUAGUAGAGGGAGAGAAAGGGAACUACAAAUCCGGACACUAGUUUUUGCCUUUUUUUUUUUUUUUUUUUUUUUUUUUUUCUUCCCGUGUUUUGUUUUCCCCUCUUGCCCUGCAGUCCUCAGUCCCUCGCCUUCUCAUUCGGGAAGGAAAUAGUGAGGGUGUACGAGACAGAGAGGGGGGAAAUACCGAUGGCAGCGAGAUGUAGCUCUCCGCCACAAGCAAUGCAAGAUUAGAUCUCUAAAUGCAGCAAAACACUCCCUGAAAACCAACAACCCCGCGGUGCAAUCAGACAUUUCACUGACUCUCACUGCACACGAAGAGGGCUUCAACAACAGGCUGAGACUUUUUUUUCCCCUUCUGUCUCUCUCCUACCCCUUCACUCCAUCAAUCGCAUCACAAGCGAUGAGUAGCAAAUAAGCUUUUCUACCCAUGCUUACAGACCUGUGGCCACCCGCCUUUCCUAUGUAUAUAUAAAUACACAUAUUUAAAAAAAAAAAAAAAAAAAGCUUUUUGAUCGUUUUUAGAAAAACAACCACUGCCGCCGAUUUUUUAUUAUUGUUAUUAUUUUUAUUAUCCUUUGUACAUCUGCGGGGAUUGAAGGAUCGGGAACGCUUCACCUGCCCGGAGGAGAAGAUCUUUUGCAAAUUUUCUGAUUUUUGAAAGCCUCCCACUGCCGAAGUUGGACAGCCGAAGUAACUGCGAGGGGACUGCAAGCACGGCAAGCACUUGCUGAAACGCUGCCGAAGCUGCUCUCCCCCCCGCCCCCUUCCUCCCUCCGGCCCCCCCGAUUGCUCCCUCCCUCUGAGCUACAUGGUCUAUUUGCUGCCUCUCAUCCUGUGUCUCUGCAGAUGUUUUAGAGCAACAGGUUCAGGAACUUAAAAUCUAGGGGUGGGGAGAGAGAAGGAAAAAAAAAAAAAAAAAAAAAAAAAAAAAAAAAAAAAAAAGAAAACAGAGCCGACGGAGGAGGAGGAAAAACAAACCCAACGCAGGAGGCAGAGAAGACGGGGAUAACCCUGGUCGCCGCUGCAGCUGCUGCCCCCCCACACCCCUCCUCGGGGAUGUACCUUUCCAUUUGUUGCUUCUUCCUCUGCUGGGCUCCCGCCCUGUCGCUGAAGAACCUGAAUUACUCGGUGCCGGAGGAGCAGGGAGCGGGCACGGUCAUCGGGAACAUCGGCCGCGAUGCGCGGCUGGCAGCGGGUGCGGCGGGAGGCGGGGUGCUGCCCGCGGAGCGCGGAGCUGCCGGCGGCGGGGGCCGCAGCCCCAAAUCCACCUUCCGAGUACUGGAGAACUCAGCCCCGCACCUCCUGGACGUGGACGGGGAGAGCGGGCUGCUCUACACCAAGCAGCGCAUCGACCGUGAGGCGCUGUGCAGGCGCAGCGCCAAGUGCCAGCUGUCCCUCGAGGUGUUCGCCAACGACCAGGAGAUAUGCAUGAUCAAGGUGGAGAUCCAGGACCUGAACGACAACGCGCCGGCCUUCCCCUCUGACCAAGUGGACAUGGACAUCUCGGAAAAUGCUGCGCCGGGCACCCGUUUCCCGCUCACCAGCGCCCACGACCCAGACGCUGGGGACAAUGGGCUGCGUACCUACCUGCUCACCCGUGAUGACUACGGCCUCUUCUCCCUUGAUGUGAAGUCCCGCGGUGAUGGCACAAAGUUUCCGGAGCUGGUCAUCCAGAAGCCGUUAGACCGUGAGGAGCAGAGUCACCACACCCUGGUACUGACAGCACUGGAUGGCGGUGACCCACCACGCUCGGGCACAGUGCAGAUCAACGUGCGCCUCAUUGACUCCAAUGACAACAGCCCCAUCUUUGAGGCAGCCUCCUACGUGGUAGAGCUGCCAGAGAACGCACCACUGGGCACUGCCGUCAUCGACCUGAAUGCCACCGAUGCUGACGAGGGUACCAACGGAGAGGUGCUCUACUCCUUCAGUGGCUACGCACCCGAGCGUGUCCGCGACUUGUUCAGCAUCGACCCGCAGAGUGGCCUCAUCCGUGUCAAGGGCAACCUGGACUAUGAGGAGAGCGGCCUCAUUGAGAUCGAUGUCCAGGCUAGGGACCUGGGCCCCAAUCCCAUCCCUGCUCACUGCAAGGUCACUGUCCGCCUCAUCGACCGCAAUGACAAUGCGCCCACCAUUGGCUUUGUCUCCGUUCGCCAGGGAGCACUGAGUGAAGCUGCCCCACCGGGCACUGUCAUUGCCUUGGUGCGGGUCACCGACCGUGACUCAGGCAAGAACGGGCAGCUCCAGUGCCGGGUGCUGGGCAGCGGCAGCGGGCCUGGAGCCGUCCCUUUCACCCUGGAGGAGAACUAUGACAACUUCUAUACUGUGGUCACUGACCGGCCCUUGGACCGUGAGGCACAGGAUGAGUAUAAUGUGACCAUCGUGGCACGUGAUGGGGGCAACCCCCCUCUCAACUCCACCAAGUCAUUUUCCGUCCGGAUCCUCGACGAGAAUGACAACCCACCCCGCUUCAGCAAGAACCUUUAUGUGUUACAGGUGCCUGAGAACAACAUCCCUGGAGAGUACCUGGGCUCUGUCUUGGCCCAGGACCCCGACCUGGGCCAAAAUGGGACAGUCUCUUAUUCCAUUCUGCCCGGGCACGUGGGCGAUGUCUCCAUCUACACCUAUGUCUCUGUCAACCCUACCAAUGGUGCUAUCUAUGCCCUGAGGAGCUUCAACUACGAGCAGACAAAGCACUUCGAGUUUCGCGUGCUGGCCAAAGACUCAGGCUCGCCCCACCGCGAAAGCAACGCCACAGUGCGCGUCACCGUGCUCGAUGUCAACGACAACGCGCCCCUCAUCGUCCUGCCUGCCCUCAUCAAUGACACCGCAGAGCUGCAGGUGCCACGCAAUGCUGGGGUGGGCUACCCUGUGGGCACCGUCCGCGCCCUGGACAGUGACUUUGGGGAGAGCGGGCGCCUCACUUACGAGAUUGUGGAAGGCAAUGAGGAGCACCUCUUUGAGAUGGACCCCACUAGUGGUGAGAUACGUACCUUGCACCCCUACUGGGAGGAGCUCAGCCCUGUGGCUGAACUGGUGGUAAAAGUCAGUGACCAUGGCAAGCCCAGCCUCUCCGCAGUGGCCAAGCUCAUUGUCAGGGCCUUGGCAGGGCCGCUGCCCGAGGCUGGCGAGCCACAGGUGAAUGGCGAGCAGCAUCGGCGACCACACUGGGACUUGUCGCUUCCCCUGAUCGUGACGCUGAGCACUGUCUCCAUCAUCUUGCUGGCUGCCAUGAUCACUAUUGCUGUGAAGUGCAAGCGGGAGAACAAGGAGAUCCGCACCUAUAAUUGUCGCAUUGCCGAGUAUAGCCACCCUCAGCUGGGAGGAGGGGGAGGCAGUGGCGGGGGAGGAGGAGGCAGUGGCAGUGGAGGGGGCAAGGGCAAGAAGAAGAAGAUCAGCAAGAAUGACAUUAUGCUGGUGCCCAGUGAGGGCGAGGACAGCCGGGGCCCCCUCAAUGUCAUGAACGUGGUGAGCAGCCCAUCCCUGGCCACCUCACCCAUGUACUUUGACUACCAGACCCGCCUGCCCCUCAGCUCUCCCAGGUCUGAGGUGAUGUACCUGAAGCCCGCCUCCAACAACCUGACUGUACCCCAGGGACAUGUGGGCUGCCACACCAGCUUCACAGGGCAAGGGACUAACGCCAGCGAGGCUCCCCCGAGCCGGAUGUCCAUAAUUCAGACAGACAAUUUUCCCGCAGAGCCCAAUUACAUGGGCAGCAGGCAGCAGUUUGUUCAAAGCUCCACGUUCAAGGAUCCAGAAAGAGCCAGCUUGAGGGACAGCGGGCAUGGGGACAGUGAUCAGGCUGACAGUGACCAAGACACUAACAAAGGCUCCUGCUGUGACAUGUCUGUUAGGGAGGCACUCAAGAUGAAAACUACUUCAACUAAAAGCCAGCCACUUGAACAAGCAUUCCCGACUUUGCUUUCCUUUGCUAUCCUCACCCUACAUACCAUCACAACUAGACUUCAGUCUGUUGAACUGCUUCUUUCAGAACAGCAAGGCAGAGGCCAAAGACCCAUUGUUGGGAUCUGUGGACCAGCCCGCUGUGAGGAUGGAAAAUUUUCAGAGCAAGAAGAAUGUGUUAACUGCACAGAUGAAUGCAGAGUGCUUGGUCAUUCUGACAGGUGUUGGAUGCCACAGUUCCCUGCAGCCAGUCAGGCUGAGAAUGCAGAUUAUCGCACAAAUCUCUUUGUACCCACAGUUGAAGCUAAUGUUGAGACUGAGACAUAUGAAACUGUGAAUCCCACUGGGAAAAAGACUUUUUGUACAUUUGGGAAAGACAAGAGAGAGCACACUAUUCUCAUUGCCAAUGUUAAACCUUACUUAAAAGCCAAACGUGCCCUGAGUCCUCUGCUUCAGGAGGUUCCCUCAGCAUCGAGCAGCCCAACCAAGACAUGCAUUGAGCCUUGCACCUCAACAAAAGGACCACUGGAUGGUUGUGAAGUGAAAUCAGGAGCCUUGGCUGAACCAAGCAGCCAGUACUUGUCAACUGACAGUCAGUAUCUAUCGCCUAGUAAACAGUCAAAAGACGCUCCCUUCAUUGCAUCAGAUCAGAUGGCUAGGGCCUUUGCAGAUGUGCAUUCCCGAGUGAGCCGAGACUCGAGUGAGAUGGACUCUGUUCUGGAGCAGUUAGACCGUUCAGCCCGGGAUCUAGGCAGGGAGUCGGUGGAUGCAGAGGAAGUUGUGAGAGAAAUAGACAAACUCUUGCAAGACUGUCGGGGAAGUGACCCUGUGGCCGUAAGAAAGUGAGGGGGAAAAUAAGGACAGGCUGGCAGUUAUGUUCCUCUUCUGCUGAUUAAAAGUAAAUAAAUAAAUCAAUCCCCUGGUUGUAACAGAUUUACAGGAAUGAAGGAAGACCAAUGCUGCUUAAAGGCUUUUAGUGAACAUCUGAAGUGCCCACAAGUAUGUUCUUUUCACUGCUCUUUCUUUUUGACAGAUAACACUGGUUUCAUUUUGACCAAACUUUCAUUAGGACAGAGUCAAGUACACUAGGAACAAAAUGAAAGAAGGAAAGAUGGUGCCAUUUUGACAAUCUGAUAGGAAGGUGUGAGAAAGGUGGAAUGGAAAUACAUCUGAUACUUUAAGACUGUCCUCAAUAGCUGAUGCUGACUUUACUGUUUACGUAUAAACCCCAAGAAAAACAGGGUUGAAUAUUUCUGAUCUGUGGUGGAUUUCCAGCAAUCACCAUAGGCUUCUACUGAAAGUCCUAAAAAGAGUUCUUGUAGUAGUCCAAGUGACACCAAACAUUAACAUUCAUUUGUGGUAAACAUUUAUGUACAAAGUUAUCUGCCACAAAUAUGAAAAAAAAAAAAAAAAGAACAAGAAAACAAAAAAAACCCAUUCCAGACCAUUAUUCAAGAAAACAUAUCCUGAUCAUUAGUAAAACACUUCAUAUCAUAUUAAGGUUAAAUGUAAAAUGAUAUAGUCCAUCUUGUCCUGCACACACAUAAGCUAAUUCACUUGAUAAACAAGAAAAAAAAAAAACAUUUUAAUAUCUAUUUAGCAUUUUAGUGUCCAACAAAACUAUAAAUAGUUAGUGGUAAGUUUUAAAAAAACUAAGGUAAAAUAAAGUUUGAAUAAAAUAGUUACCUUUAAGGGUAAUACACAAAAGAAAUUAACAUUAUUAACACUUUUUUAUUCAUUUGUGGACACUAAAAUAGCUCAGGAAAGUGAAAAUGUCUUAGACAUCCACAAAAAUCACAUGAUCAUUUAAAUGUGCAAAUGUAAGAAGAUUCAGUGUGUUUACAUCAAAUGACAUAUUUUUAUUGAUUUAUUGCAGAUUCAGUGCAUAUGAGCCAAAUUGUUGAGUGUAUAAGAGCUAUAUUGUGUAUUUUAUUAAAUUAAUAUAUAGUUGUGUUGCAAAAAUAUUUGGGCUUAUAUUGUAAAUGGCAAGUGUUGCCUCGGUAGCUGUCGAACUCUAUGAGUUUUGUUUUUUCCUGCUUCCUUUUCCCCAUGGAUUGUGGGAAGCAGCGCCUCAGAGCAAAGUCUCUUGUUUAAUGUAUGGUCUACGAAGUACUGCAGUACAUAAUCUGUUCAAAAUGUGUUUGAGUGAGCUGAUGGAGCUAACUGAACGGCCUACAAAUACAUCCAUCAGUCAUGGUUAUGUGCAAGUCCUUGUAGAAGCUUCUAUUGCAAACCCAUGUUUAAUAACAAAAAUUACACUUGAACCAACAACUGGAACCUCCUUGUUUUUUUUUUUUUUUUUUUUUGUUUGGUUGGUUGGUUGUUUUUUUUUGGUUUUUUUUUUUUUUGUUUGUUUUUUUUUUUCUUUUCCAAACACAUGCAGCCAGCUUGUUUAAUGUAGGAUAUUUGAUUGACUUCUUAAGAGAUGCCACCAUCUUCAAGGUUUUGCUAUUAAGUUAAUAGACUGGAAAAACAUCAGUGCCAAUGUGGCACGGACAGUAUUUUAUCUGAUUCUUUAGAAUGUGUAAUUGUUUAUUACAGUUCUAAAUACACACUGCUUUUUUUGGGGGGUGGUUUUGGUUUGGUUUUCAUUUGUUCUGAAAAGAAUUUGCAGAAUAACUUGGAAUAUAGUUUCUACUUUUUAUUAUUUUUUCUAAGGGUGUUUUUAUUGCAUUUGAAUUAUUAAAAAUUGCCUUCAGAUGAAAGUUAAAAUCAACCCGAAUUCAAAAUGAACUUGCACAGAACAAGAAGAAGUGGAAGAAUAAAAUGUAUAGCUCAGGAUUUGUCCCAUAUAUACUUCAGUCACUCUGUGGGAAAGACCACUAGGGAGCAUUGUUUAAAAUGUUGUAUUGGGUUUAUUAAAUUUAAUCUGCACUAUACAAACAUAUGUAAAAGAGGUUGGCAAUCUCAAAUCCCAAAAAGCCAUAGUUUUCAACAGUUCAAGAAAGAAAGUUGACCUAACAUCCUGUUUUGAUGUUGAGGUUACAUUUAAAUGGUGAUUUUAGCUAGUCAGUCCUACAAUGAAUUGUCUUUGGGAGACAACCAUUCUGACAGUUUGCUUUCAGCUCCUUCUGUUUAAAAAGUCUACAAUUACAUGUAAAAAAGGAUCUUGUACAUGUUUAUCAAGCUACUCUCCAUGUUUUGGACAAUUUAUGUAUCUAAAAUGUGAUGUUGUCUGUGUUAUAUGAUUUUAUUUUUUUUUGGCCAGGAGACCCGAGAUUGGUUUUGCUUGAUAGCUUGAUAGCUUGAAAUUCCAUAGUGGAGAGGAUUUCUUAUUGUUUGAUCAGUCUCUUAUAUGUAUUUCUGUGGUGCCCAUCACCAAAGUGUCUGCGCACCAAGUCUUUAGCUCUGCCAGUGAGAUCCAUUAUUCAGCAAAAUCUAAGCCAGUAUGUAAAUGCAGUCAAGUGAUGGAGAUUUGUGUAUUUUAUAAAUGAUUUUAACACUGAGUAACCAAUUGUACAAUUCAUUGUAUGUUUCUGAAGACAUGAAACCACAACAUUCUGAGAAAGGGCUGUGCCAAUGUAAGAGGAAUUUACCUUAAGGCUCUCUGUCACUAGUGAUUUACUAGCUUUAGCUGUUUAACACAUUAUCUGUAUUUAGUAGUGAUUAUUUAUUUACCACUCUGAGGUAAUUCAGAAUUCAUGACUCACAGCUUUAUAGAAGAACUUAGGAAAUCUUGCUUUUAUUUAAUUUGGCUGACAACUUGUGUUGUAGAUCUCCGGCAUACUGCUUCCAAUAAGGAUAUCCCAGGUUAAAAAUCUGUUUCACAAUUUAGAAUGGAUACCUAAUGAACCAAUAAACCAGCAGAGCUUAUACAAAGUGAGUUUUGUUGGUUCAGUCAAAAUUAACAUGACUGUGUGUGAAGGAAUUAUUACACUCAAAUGAAUUUUAAAAGUAUUUUUUUCUCCAUGGUAUCUCUACUAUCACCACUGGAGAAAGAGGAAACAAUGAAAGAUAAAGUUUAUGAGUUAUUAUUUCUCUCAUUCCUUAUAUAUGUGUUUUAUAACACUGAAAGAAAGUAUCUGCCACGAUAAUUAUAAAGAAAUGAUGGAGUCAAGGUAGGCAAGUUAACUAAUAAAAUUGUACUGUGCACUGUGAAUAACAAAUAAGGCAUUCUAUAUAUUUUUUUUUUUUUUUUUUUAUGAAAGCCAGUAACUGGGAGUUCUUUAAACAAUUGGCCAAUCAAAUCAAGACUCAAAAUCAGAUCUUUUUGUCUGUCUUUUUUUCUUGGUAUAUUUCUCAAGAGAUUCUCCUGAACUGUGACUUGCUACUUGAGACUAUAGGUUUCCCAGUCCAAGUUACGCCUAGAAGUCAAACAUUGCUCAUAGUGGAGCAAGAUACAUCAUUCAAACAAACUUUCAAGACACUUUCUGUCCAAUGGAAGGGAAAUUGCUGAGGUCAAGGAGGAGUCUAAAGCCUAGCAUAAUAUACGCCCACUCAUUAUUGUUUUAUCACUUUCUUUUGCCAUCAGGCAGUGAUUAUUAUUGCAUUAAUUCAAAUGGGAGUUUUGACUAUCAAGAUUUGUUGAUUUGAAGUGUAAUUGAAUGAAACCUGAUUAAGGUUUUGACUUCUCUGGCUCAAUUGUGAUACAGGUUGGCAUACACAUUUAUCAGCCCCUGUCUCCCCAUAUGGCUCUAAGUUGCACCAAUGACUGGUGAAUGACACAAAAACCGAACAAAAGCAGCAUACAUUGUAUGGAUUAUCUCAACCGCUAUUGUUUAAUGGCUGUGUUUAAUGUGACCUAUCUGGAAAAUGAGGACUACGAAUAAAAAGCAAUUACUAAUA